Mugil cephalus (flathead mullet) is the source of this 6579-nucleotide messenger RNA. RefSeq names its product myosin, heavy chain 6, cardiac muscle, alpha (gene myh6). Gene Ontology annotation, cellular component: myosin complex. Lineage: Eukaryota; Metazoa; Chordata; Actinopteri; Mugiliformes; Mugilidae. The transcript is spliced from 2 exons. Bases 66 to 5867 code for a protein of 1933 amino acids. Gene Ontology annotation, molecular function: ATP binding; cytoskeletal motor activity; actin filament binding. The record is from RefSeq and is a predicted model, not a curated record.
AUCGGCAUCAAGAAAAGUCUCUUCACUCGGGUUGUCCUGUCUUUAGACGUCCUCCGUCCUGCACCAUGGGUGACGCUCUGAUGGCCGAGUUCGGGAAGGCGGCUCCUUUCUUGAGGAAGUCGGACAGGGAGCGCCUGGAGGCUCAGACCAGAGCAUUUGACAUCAAGACCGAGUGUUUCGUAGUCGACGAUAAGGUCGAAUAUACAAAGGGACAGAUCCAGAGUAAAGACGGAGGGAUGGUGACGGUCAAGAAGGAGGAUGGAACAACAGUGACGGUAAAGGAGACGGAGGUUCACCCCCAGAACCCGCCCAAGUUCGAUAAAAUCGAAGACAUGGCGAUGUUCACGUUCCUCCACGAGCCCGCCGUGCUGUUCAACCUCAAAGAGCGCUACGCCGCCUGGAUGAUCUACACCUACUCCGGCCUCUUCUGCGUCACCGUCAACCCCUACAAGUGGCUUCCUGUCUACGACGCUGAGGUGGUGGGGGCCUACAGGGGCAAGAAGAGAAGCGAGGCGCCCCCUCAUAUCUUCUCCAUUUCAGAUAACGCCUACCAGUACAUGCUGACUGACCGGGAGAACCAGUCCGUCCUCAUCACCGGAGAAUCCGGAGCAGGGAAGACAGUGAACACCAAGAGAGUCAUCCAGUACUUCGCCAGCAUCGCAGCAGUUGGAGGCGCAGGCAAGAAAGACAGCAGCAAAGGGACGCUGGAGGAUCAGAUCAUCCAGGCCAACCCGGCGCUGGAGGCCUUCGGCAACGCCAAGACGCUGAGGAACGACAACUCCUCUCGCUUUGGAAAAUUCAUCCGAAUUCACUUCGGCCCGAGCGGCAAACUGUCGUCUGCCGACAUUGAGACGUACCUGCUGGAGAAGUCCCGCGUCACCUUUCAGCUCAAGGCAGAGAGGAACUACCACAUCUUCUACCAGAUCCUGUCCAAUCAGAAGCCGGAGCUGCUGGACAUGCUGCUGAUCACCAACAACCCCUACGACUACUCCUACAUCUCCCAAGGAGAGGUGACGGUCGCCUCCAUCAACGACUCAGAGGAGCUGAUGGCCACCGACAGCGCCUUUGACGUCCUCGGCUUUACUCUGGAGGAGAAGAUGGGCGUCUACAAACUGACCGGAGCCAUCAUGCAUUACGGGAACAUGAAGUUUAAACAGAAGCAGCGUGAGGAACAAGCCGAGCCAGACGGGACCGAGGCCGCUGAUAAAUCCGCCUACCUGAUGGGGCUGAACUCCGCUGACCUCAUCAAAGGGUUGUGUCAUCCCAGGGUCAAGGUGGGAAACGAAUACGUCACCAAAGGCCAAAGCGUGGACCAGGUGUACUACUCCAUCGGUGCUCUGGCGAAGUCAGUGUACGAGAAGAUGUUCAACUGGAUGGUGGUGAGAAUCAACCAGUCCCUGGACACGAAGCAGCAUCGCCAGUACUUCAUAGGAGUCCUCGACAUCGCUGGGUUUGAGAUAUUUGACUUCAACACCUUUGAGCAGCUGUGCAUCAACUACACCAACGAGAAACUGCAACAGUUUUUCAACCAUCACAUGUUUGUUCUGGAGCAAGAGGAGUACAAAAAAGAAGGGAUUGACUGGGAGUUCAUCGACUUCGGGAUGGACUUGCAGGCUUGCAUUGACCUGAUUGAGAAGCCUAUGGGGAUCCUGUCAAUUCUGGAGGAAGAAUGCAUGUUUCCCAAAGCGAGCGACCAGACCUUCAAGUCCAAGCUCUACGACAAUCAUCUGGGCAAGAACAAGAUGUUUGAGAAGCCCAGAGCAGCAAAGGGGAAAGCAGAGGCUCAUUUUGCCCUGGUUCACUAUGCUGGCACCGUGGACUACAACAUCGGGAACUGGCUGGUGAAGAACAAAGACCCUCUGAAUGAAACGGUGGUUGGCCUUUACCAGAAAUCCUCUCUAAAGCUUCUCAGUCUGCUUUUUUCAAGCUAUUCUGGAGACGGCGGAGACAAGGGAAGCGGCAAAGGAGCCAAAAAGAAAGGGUCCUCAUUCCAGACAGUGUCGGCUCUUCACAGGGAAAACCUGAACAAGCUGAUGACCAACCUGAAGACCACUCAUCCCCACUUUGUCCGCUGUCUGAUUCCUAAUGAGAAGAAAACUCCAGGAGUCAUGGACAACUGCCUCGUGAUGCACCAGCUCCGCUGUAACGGUGUCCUGGAGGGCAUCAGGAUCUGUAGGAAGGGUUUCCCAAACAGGGUGCUCUACGGUGACUUCAAGCAGCGCUACAGGAUCCUGAACGCCUCAGCCAUCCCAGAGGGUCAGUUCCUCGACUGCAAGAAAAGCGCAGAAAAGUUGCUUGGCUCGCUUGACAUCGACCACACUCAGUACAAGUUUGGACACACAAAAGUGUUCUUCAAGGCCGGGCUGCUGGGAACCCUAGAGGAGAUGCGAGAUGAGCAACUCUCUCGGAUCAUCACCAGGAUCCAGGCCAAUGCCCGGGCGUUGCUCAUGAGGGAACAGUUCGCUAAGCUAGUGGAACGUAGAGAUGCCCUGAUGGUCAUCCAGUGGAACCUCCGGUCUUUCCUGGGAGUGAAGAACUGGCCGUGGAUGAAGCUCUUCUUCAAGAUCAAACCUCUGCUGAAGAGCGCUGAGUCUGAGAAGGAAAUGGCCAACAUGAAGGAUGAGUUUAACAAGCUGAAGGAAGCUCUGGAGAAAUCUGAGACCAGGCGGAAGGAGCUGGAGGAGAAAAUCGUGACUCUUCUCCAAGAGAAGAACGAUCUGACUUUGCAGAUUCAGUCUGAACAGGACACACUGACGGACGCCGAGGAACGCUGCGAACAGCUGAUAAAGAGCAAGAUUCAGCUGGAGGCCAAACUGAAAGAGAUGACGGAGAGACUGGAGGACGAAGAGGAGCUCAACGCAGAUCUCACCGCAAAGAAACGAAAGCUGGAAGACGAAUGCUCUGAGCUGAAGAAAGACAUUGAUGACCUGGAGCUAACUUUAGCCAAGGUGGAGAAGGAGAAACAUGCUACUGAGAAUAAGGUGAAAAACCUGACAGAGGAGAUGGCUUCGCAGGAUGAAAACAUCAUGAAGCUGACCAAAGAGAAGAAGGCGUUGCAGGAGGCUCACCAGCAGACUUUGGAUGACCUGCAGAGCGAAGAGGACAAAGCCAACAGUUUGACCAAAGCUAAAGCGAAGCUGGAGCAACAGGUGGACGAUCUGGAGGGCUCACUGGAGCAGGAGAAGAAGGUCAGGAUGGACCUUGAGCGCUCGAAGAGAAAGCUGGAAGGAGACCUGAAACUAACCCAGGAGAGCUUGAUGGACUUGGAGAAUGACAAGCAGCAGCUGGAGGAAAGACUCAAGAAGAAAGACUUUGAGAUCAGCCAAAUAAGUUCAAAACUGGAAGACGAGCAGGUCGUUUCCGUUCAGCUCCAGAAAAAGCUGAAAGAAAACCAGGCGAGGAUCGAGGAGCUGGAGGAGGAGCUGGAUGCCGAGCGAGCCGUCCGGGCCAAAGUGGAGAAGCAGCGCUCGGAUCUUUCCCGUGAGCUGGAGGACAUCAGCGAACGUCUGGAGGAAGCCGGCGGAGCCACGUCGGCUCAGGUGGAGCUGAAUAAGAAAAGAGAUGCUGAGUUUCAGAAGCUGCGCAGGGAGCUGGAGGAGUCCACCCUCCAACACGAGGCCACCGCCGCCUCGCUGAGGAAGAAACAUGCCGACAGCGUGGCUGAGCUGGGAGAACAGAUCGACAACCUGCAGCGUGUGAAGCAGAAGCUGGAGAAAGAAAAGAGUGAGUUCAAGCUGGAGCUAGACGACUUGACUUCCAACAUGGAGCACGUGGUGAAGACCAAGGCGAACAUUGAGAAGAUAUGUCGAACAAUGGAGGACAACAUGAACGAGUACAAGAGUAAACAUGAGGAGGCUCAGAGGACCAUCAACGACCUGACCACCCAGAGGGCAAAGCUGCUGACUGAGAACGGCGAGUUUGGACGUCAGCUGGAGGAGAAGGAGUGUCUGAUUUCACAGCUGACCCGAGGGAAGACCUCCUACAACCAGCAGGUGGAAGAUCUCCGCCGGCAGCUGGAGGAGGAGGUCAAGGCCAAGAAUGCCCUCGCCCACGCUGUGCAAUCAGCUCGACAUGACUGCGACCUGCUCCGAGAGCAGUUUGAAGAAGAGCAGGAAGCCAAGGCCGAGCUGCAGAGAGCUCUGUCCAAAUCCAACACCGAGAUCUCGGCCUGGAGGACCAAGUAUGAAACGGAUGGGAUCCAGAGGACAGAGGAGCUGGAGGAGGCGAAGAAGAAGCUGGUUCAGAGGCUGCAGGAGGCAGAGGAGGCCAUCGAGGCCGUGAACGCAAAGUGUUCCUCCCUCGAGAAGACCAAACACCGACUCCAGAACGAGAUCGAAGACCUGAUGCUGGACCUGGAGAGAUCCAACGCGGCUUCAGCAGCACUGGACAAGAAACAAAGAAGCUUUGACAAAGUCUUGGCUGAGUGGAAGCAGAAGUUUGAGGAGUCGCAGUGUGAACUAGAGGCCUCCCAGAAGGAGGCUCGGUCCCUGAGCACUGAACUCUUCAAACUGAGGAACGCCUACGAGGAGUCUCUGGAUCAGCUCGAGACCAUGAAGAGAGAGAACAAGAACCUCCAGGAGGAAAUCUCCGACCUCACGGACCAGCUCGGAGAAGGCGGAAGGAGCGCCCACGAGCUGGAGAAGAUCCGGAAGCAGCUGGAACAAGAAAAGGCUGAACUCCAGUCGGCGCUGGAGGAGGCCGAGGGUUCCCUGGAGCACGAAGAGAGCAAGAUCCUCCGAGCUCAGCUGGAGUUCAACCAGGUGAAGGCCGACAUGGAGCGCAAGCUGACCGAGAAGGACGAGGAGAUGGAGCAGGCCAAGAGGAACUACCAGCGCAUGAUCGAGUCUCUUCAGUCCUCUCUGGAGUCUGAGACCAGGAGUCGAAACGAGGCCUUGAGAGUCAAGAAGAAGAUGGAGGGUGACCUGAAUGAGAUGGAGAUCCAGCUCAGCCAAGCCAACAGGCAAGCAGCCGAUGCCCAGAAACAACUCAAGAGCCUCCAGUCAUUUCUGAAGGACACUCAGCUGCAGCUGGACGACGCCCAACAUGGCAACGAUGACCUGAGGGAAAACAUCGGUCUGCUCGAACGCCGAAACAACCUGAUCCAGGCGGAGCUCGAGGAGCUGAGAGCCGCCCUGGAGCAGACGGAGAGAAGUCGGAAACUGGCUGAACAGGAGCUGACCGACGCCACUGAGCGGAUGCAACUGCUGCACUCCCAAAACACCAGCCUUAUCAACCAGAAGAAGAAGCAUGAGGCGGACCUCCUCCACCUGCAGAACGAGGCGGAGGAGGCCAUUCAAGAGAACCGCAAUGCUGAGGAGAAGGCUAAGAAGGCCAUCACAGAUGCAGCCAUGAUGGCCGAGGAGCUAAAGAAGGAGCAGGACACCAGCGCUCAUCUGGAGCGCAUGAAGAAGAACAUGGAGCAGACCAUCAAAGACCUGCAGCACCGCCUGGACGAGGCCGAGCAGAUCGCCAUGAAGGGAGGCAAAAAGCAGCUCCAGAAACUGGAGACUCGCAUCCGAGAGCUGGAGAACGAGCUGGAGGCAGAGCAGAGGAGGGGGGCGGAGUCCAUCAAAGGGGUUCGCAAGUACGAACGCCGGGUCAAAGAGCUCACCUACCAGACGGAGGAGGACCGCAAGAACAUGGCUCGCCUCCAGGACCUGGUGGACAAGCUGCAGCUGAAGGUCAAGUCCUACAAACACAUGGCGGAGGAGGCGGAGGAGGCGGCCAACACCAACAUGACCAAACUCCGUAAGCUGCAGCACGAGCUGGAGGAGGCCGAGGAGAGGGCCGACAUCGCAGAGUCCCAGGUCAACAAGCUGAGGGCCAAGACCCGGGACGGGUCCUCCAAGAAGGGCCUGGACGAGUGAGGACGUCCGGGACAAGCAGGGCUUUGAUGGAACCUGGAACCAGGACAACGAAUAAAUGAAUCUGACUCCAUCUGAGAAAAACUCAAACCUUCAUCUGUUAAGGCUCAAAUUGUUCUAAACUCAUCAUCAUCUUCAGCCAAUCAGAACCCAGCUGAUCCUGGUUCAGGGUGGUUCUUUAGUUUGUUUCUCUCUCCUCCUCCCCUGAUUGGAAGUCAGACGGAGCCUUCUGAUUGGCUGGUUCGGCCCCAGGUCAUCCACCCAGCGCCAACAUUAGAAGGGGUCCAGCUCCAGGAGUUUCCUGCUACAAAUAAUAAUAAUAAAUAAAAGUAUCUGAUAUUCCAAGGCUUGACAGAGUUUUAGUUUUAGAGCUGUGGACACAACACAACACAACACAACACAACACAACACAACACAACACAACACAACACAACACAACACAACACAAUGCAACACAACACAACACAACACAACACAACACAACACAACACAACACAAUGCAACACAACACAACACAGAGACCUGGAACUAAUGAGAAGCUUCUUUUUCUUUAGAGACGUCCAGUUGUUCAUUAAAUGGAAACUUUCAUAAUGUUCUUCUUCGAACUCAAACAAAGUUCAUUCAUGAAACUGGUUCUGAGUUUUUAUCUAUCUGGUCACGUGACCACAGAUUAUUUGAUUUCUUCUACAGUUUAAAUAAAGUUUAUUCAGCCUGA